Messenger RNA from Symbiodinium sp. CCMP2456, 3324 nucleotides. The record is from the annotation of a GenBank genome assembly. NCBI's taxonomy places the organism in Eukaryota, Dinophyceae, Suessiales, Symbiodiniaceae.
AUGCAGGACUCCAAGGACGAAUCUCAUGCUGUCUGCGUGGCGCAGAUGAAAAAGCUUGACGACGAGGUCAAUGAGGAGCUGGUUGCCACGGAGCCCUCGGAGGAGACUGCCGAAGACAAGGCUCCUUCCCCCUCGACAGAGACGAGAAAGCUUCAGGACGAAGACAGUCAGAAGCUUGCUCCCUCGGUACCUCGUCAGGAAGCUGAGAAUGGCGGAGAGCAGGACUCGGACGAUGAUUUUCAUUCAGCCUUCAUGGCGGAGAUGCGAAGGCUUCAUGGCGAAGACCGCCAGAAGCUGAACACUUCGGGGCCUUCCGGGCAGAUGCCCGAGUGGUCCAAGGACUUCGAGGCCUCGGCGAAGUUCCUGGGAGCCCGGCCUGGCUUCGUCUUCAAACGCGGCCGGCGCGGGCUCGGCUACUACCGUGACCUCGGACCUUUCCACGACCCUUCUCAGGAGCGGGCACAAGCGAGUGGAGUGUUGCCCGACUUCCGUCGAACUCGCAAGGCCAAGAGGCCUUUGGAGGAGGUCGACGGUGAAGUUGCAGAGCAGGAAGCAGAUGAUGAGGCGGAAGAAGACAUGGAGGAAGAUCCCGACGAGGCGGCCGAGGCGGCCGAGGCGAUAGAAACUUCGGAUGCCAAGGGCCAGGAGACAGAGAAGGUGGUGGAAACCAAGAAAGAGAAGCGACGGAAACGACGCGAGGCAAAGGAAGCCGAAGCCAAGGCCAAGGCAGAAGCAGCGAAAAAGCGUGCUCGAGACGGCUUUGGUGAGGGCGAUGGGGAUUGGAUGGACAGUGAUCCCGACAGGAGCGAGCAGUCGAGUGAAGAACAGAUGGAGUCCUACUUCGAUUUGGUCAAGCGGUACACCACGAAGAAAACGCUGCCUACGGUGGACCAUGAUAAGAUCGAGUACAAGUCCUUCCGCAAAAACUUGUAUGUGCAGGUCAAAGAGAUCACGAACUUGAAGGAUCACGAGGUAGCGGAUCUCAGAAGAACACAUGGUGACAUCACAGUCAGGGGGAAGCGAUGCCCGAAUCCUGUCACAAGCUUCUUGCAGUGUGGCUUGCCUGACAAGAUCAUGAAGAUCAUGGAGAAACGUGACUAUGAAAAGCCAUUCCCUAUACAAAUGCAGGCAAUUCCUGCGUUGAUGUGCGGCCGAGACGUCAUAGGUGUCGCCCAGACAGGUUCCGGCAAGACUCUUGCGUAUCUGCUGCCGCUCAUCAGGCACAUCUUAGACCAGCCGAAGCUUGGAAAUGGUGAUGGCCCGAUUGGAUUUGUGGUCGCACCUACUCGUGAGCUUGCGCUACAGAUCCAGCGCGAGGCAAGCACUUUCUGCAAAGCUGUGCACUUGAUCAGCGUUUGCGCAUACGGCGGCGGACCGAUGGGUGAGCAGCUCUCGGCUUUGAAGAAAGGAGCUGAGCUGCUGGUCGGCACGCCCGGUCGCCUCAUCGACGUCCUCACGACAUCAGGUGGGAAGAUCACCAACCUCAGACGAGUAACUUUCUUGGUAUUGGACGAGGCUGAUCGCAUGUUUGACAUGGGGUUCGAGCCGCAGAUCGGCAUGUUCUUGCAGAGCACUCGUCCCGACAAGCAGGUGGCGAUGUUUAGUGCAACUUUGCCAGCACAUGUUGAAGCUUUGGCCAGAAAGGUGCUGAAGAAGCCUUUGGAGAUUUCUGUUGGAGAGAAGAACACAGCGGCUUCCAACGUGACGCAGUUCGUUGAGGUUCUGGAUGAGAGCCAGAAGUUUUAUCGGCUGCUUCAACUUCUGGGAGAGUGGCAUGAGCACGGUGCAAUCAUGAUUUUCGUCCAUCAACAGAAGGACGUGGACGAGAUGUUUACGGAACUCCUCAAGUAUGGAUACCCUCCGCUUGCGUUGCACGGGGGCCAGGACCAGCAAGACCGUGAUUUCACCCUCCAAGACUUCAAAGAUGGCAUAUCGAACAUCCUCAUAGCAACAUCUGUUGCUGCUAGAGGCAUCGAUGUCAAAAAUGUCAUCUUGGUGGUCAAUUUCAAGGUACCCGACCACUUGGAAGAUUACAUUCACCGCAUUGGCCGCACCGGCAGGGCUGGGAAGGCAGGCUUCGCCUACACCUUCAUUCAGCCUGAUGAAGCAGACCGAGCUCAGGACCUGGUGGAUGCGCUGCGACAGUGCAAUCAAGAGGUACCCCUGAAGCUCAAGGCCCUAGCAGAGGAACACCAGACUGCGGUGAACACCGGCCAAGCUCAAAAGCGAAAACGAUGGGGUGGCUUUGGCGGGAAGAGCUUCAAGUACGACAACACGGAGAAAAGCAGGCAGCAGCAAGAGCGGCAGCAGGCAAAGAGUGAUCUUUUGAUUGGAGACUUCGAGGAGGAGGACGAGUUCAAAGAUCCUUGGUUGGAGCCGGACAAGCCGGCCAAGGGUAGAGGCAAGCAGCGAGAUGACAAUGCGUCUACCAAAGCAGCCGGGACCACCGACACUGUGGCGGCAGCAGCCAACGUGGCUGCCAAGAUGCAGGCCAAGAUUAAUGGAGGGACUGAGGAUGCCACCCCUGGCAACGCAGGGGCUGCUCUACAGCCUUCGCCAUCCCUCAAAACCAAGGCGAUGCCGAAAAGAUCUGAAAAAGAGAUACAGGAGCAAGCUCGCCAGAUGGCCAAGGACACCUUAAGAAGCCUUCCUGAAGAGGUGCAGGAGAAGCAGUUGCCAGCGCUAAUCGAGAAAUUGGUGAACAAACUCAGGAAAGCCGAGCAGGAAAAGAUGGAGGAAGUUGUGGCAGUUCCGGCACCGCCACCCGUGGCUGAGGUGAAAGAGCCGGAACCUCCUCCACCGACCCCUGCCAUGAAGGCUAUUCCAUUGGUUCCCGGAGUUUUGGGACAAGGCUUGGUGCCGGCCAAAGCAACCAUGGUCACUAGUGCCAUCGAGUCGCUGCAGGCGCAAGCCGCUAAGCCUGGCGCGGGUACCGCGCACCUUGCGGAGGAGAAGGCUGCGAAGAUGCUCGGUGCAAAGGACAUUCCUGCUGGAAUGUGCAGUGAUGAGCUCGAGAUCAAUGACUACCCGCAAAUUGCGCGACAGAAGAUCACGCAUCGGGAUCCGCUUGUCGCAAUCGAAGAGAUGACUGGUGCGAAAGUACAGGUCAAGGGCCAACACUUCGCUUCGGCAGCACGAAUGCCUGAAGGUGCGAAGAAGCUGUACGUUGAGAUUAUAGGUCCGACACAGGUCUCCGUGGCGAAAGCCAAGCAUGAAGUCUACAAGAUGAUGGAGGCUCUGGCAAUCAGAACCCUCAACAUUCCUGGAUUGACGCGUGCAGUGACGGGCGCUCCGGGAAGGUACGAUCCGGUCGUCGGCAAGUAG